GGCUAGUAGCAGAGGCAAUUCUGUCACCAGCGACACCCACCAACUUUCGUUACGCAGCUUAUUAGAAAGUGCUUCUGCUGCAGUCUCUCAGACUUCUCACACAUUGAUCAACUCUAUCGACGAAGAGCCUGUUUCUUUACCUUAUAUUCUUUCUUCUCCAUCACAUAUUACUUCUCCCUCAAAUUCAAAUUCUUCAUUUCUUGCGGACGAGCCACGGACUCAAACUAGUGGCUAUCACCCCCGUGACGAAGUCGAUAACGAUUAUUCGCGACCCAGUGAUUCUGAUUCUGAUUUACGCUUUCCAAAGCGUCCUCGUCUUAUAAAACACUCCACUAGGAAAAAAACAAUGAGGCUUCCGAAGAAAGAAAACGGGGUUGGAAGUAGUACUAACGGUGUUUCAACUGCUAGUAAUGGUAGUUCACAAGUUGUUACUAAUGGUCAAGUUUCGGCUCUUACAAGUUUGCAAAAUCCUAGACGAGAGGAACUUGUUCGGCUCAUGGUGCAAGCAAUGCAAGAUAUGGGCUAUAGUAAAUCUGCCACUCAACUUGAAAAAGAAUCUGGCUUUUUACUUGAAAGUUCUGCUGUCGCAAAAUUCAGGGAUGGCGUGUUAAAAGGUGAUUGGGACUUGGUUGAAAGUCUUUUCCCAACAUUGGAACUAGAUCAAAAUCAAGAUAUCGUGAUUGUACGGUUUUUAAUUCGUCAACAGAAAUAUCUGGAAUUACUAGAAAGAAGAGAAAUAAAAUUGGCUCUAUAUACAUUGAGAAAUGAACUUACACCACUCGCAUUCAAUACUGAAAGACUUCAUUUGUUAUCUAGCUUUAUAAUGUACUCUAAUGCUGAAGAUUUAAGACGUAGAGCUGAGUGGGACGGUGCUAAUGGAACUUCGCGUCAAAAAUUAUUGUUGGAGAUACAGAAAUACAUUUCUCCUUCAAUAAUGGUACCUGAGCAUCGUUUAGAAUCUUUACUUGAACAGGCUACAACUUUACAACGUAUAUCGUGCCUAUAUCAUAAUUCUGAUAAAUAUAUUUCUUUAUAUUCUGAUCACGUCUGUGAUAGGUCACAAUUUCCUUCAAGCACUACUCAUAUAUUUGAACGGCAUAAAGACGAAGUUUGGUAUGUUGCAUUCUCAAAUAAUGGAAAAUUUUUGGCUUCGGCAUCAAAGGAUAAGACAGCAAUCAUAUGGAGUCUUGAGACAUUAGAUUAUGUGCACGAGUUGAAAGCACAUACGGACUGUGUUUCUUUUUUAUCUUGGUCUCCAGAUGAUACCAAAAUCUUAACAUGUGGACAAGAUAACGAAAUAAAACUUUGGAGCGUAGAAUCUGGGGAAUGUUUGACUACACUGAAAAAACAUCUCUACCCCGUAACUGCUUGCGCAUGGCUUCCAGAUGGACUACACUUCAUAUCUGGUAGUCAAGAUAAAGAUACUCAUUUAUGGAAUGUAGAAGGGACAAUUUUGUAUACAUGGACCGGUGCCCGGAUAAUGGAUUUGGCGAUAAAUAAAGAAGGAACGAGGAUGGUGGCGAUUUGCCAUGAUGAAAAACUCCAUAUUUAUAAUAUUGAAACAAAAAAAGAAGAGGCGAUAAUGGAUGAAAAUGCUAAGCUUACCUCUAUUUGUUUAUCAAGUGAUUGCAAGUAUGCUUUGGUGAAUCUUUCCACAAGGGAAAUUCAUCUAUGGGACAUUGAAGAAAGACGAAUUGUUCGUAAAUAUUAUGGCCAGAAACAGGAAAAGUUUGUUAUUCGGUCUUGUUUUGGUGGUAUUGAUCAGGGGUUCAUCGUCAGUGGUAGUGAAGACUCCAACAUUUACGUUUGGCAUCGAGAACACGCUACGAUGAUCGAAAUCUUGUCUGGUCAUAAGGGUGCUGUCAAUAGCGUUAAUUGGAGUCCCGUUAAUCCAUAUAUAUGGGGUACACCCAAUGCUGCGGAUCACAAAGGCAAAAUGAAGACCUCGUGA
Molecule: messenger RNA, 1951 nt
Organism: Racocetra persica
Lineage: Eukaryota; Fungi; Glomeromycota; Glomeromycetes; Diversisporales; Gigasporaceae
Source: the annotation of a GenBank genome assembly